UACAAGCAUGAAUAGCAGACACAAAACUGUUUAUGACUCUUCUGCAUGAAUGCAUGAUUUUUCAAAACAAUUACUUUUCCUAAUAUUUAAAGGACAGAUGCAAAAAUGAAAGAGCUGUAGUACACCGGAAUGCAGCUUCAUUUGGGGCUACAAGAGCUUCUGAAACCACACCUGAUAAUGUGCAGUCUUAAAUGCUGGAGUCUCAGAGCCCUUUUUCUGUUGAUGAUGUGUAGGUCAAUGCAAAUUUCCAAAGCUGAAGGAAAAGGUGAAAUUCUGCCUCCAACUAUACAAAAAAUAAUAAAAGGAUACAACAAGUAUCUACGUCCAUUUUUUGAUAAUGGUCCCGUGUCAGUUGGAAUGAGUCUGGAUAUUGCAAGCAUUGAUACGAUAUCAGAAAUAAAUAUGGACUACACGGCUACCAUAUUUCUAAGGCAGCGAUGGACUGAUGAGAGACUUUGUUUUGAUGGUAAUAAAAGUUUAAGCUUAGAUGGUCGGCUGGUGGAAAUGCUUUGGGUACCAGAUACCUUCAUAGUUGAUUCAAAAAAGUCUUUUCUUCAUGAUAUCACUGUUGAGAAUCGUCUUAUAAGAAUAUACCCUAAUGGAACAGUCUUGUAUGCUCUACGGAUCACUGCAACUGUUGCAUGCAGCAUGGAUCUGACCAAGUAUCCGAUGGAUAAGCAGACGUGUACUUUGCAACUGGAAAGCUGGGGUUAUAACAUCAAUGAUGUCAUGUUUUACUGGACUAGAGGAAAUGAUUCAGUUCGAGGGUUGGACACACUCCAACUGGCACAAUACACAGUAGAAGACCACUUCACAUCUGUGUCUGAAGCAGUAUAUGAGACAGGACGUUACCCGAAACUAGUGUUUCACUUUGAACUGAAGAGAAACAUCUUGUAUUUCAUACUAGAGACAUAUGUGCCAUCAAUCCUGUUGGUUGUGCUCUCCUGGGUAUCAUUUUGGAUAAGCCAGUCAUCAGUUCCAGCCAGAAUCUGCAUAGGUGUUACCACAGUACUUACUAUGACAACACUGAUGAUGGGAGCCAGAACUUCGCUCCCACAUGCUAAUUGCUUUAUUAAGGCAAUUGAUGUCUACCUUGGUAUCUGCUUCAGUUUCAUUUUUGGAGCACUGUUAGAGUAUGCAGUGGCUCAUUUCUGCACUUUGCAUCGACUCCGUUCAAAGGAAAUUCCAAAGGAUGAUGAUGAAGAGGCUGAAGAAGAGAGGAAUGGAGUCUUGGCAGCAGUCACUAACAGUUGCAGUACCCCUGACAAUAUAAACAAGAUCAAUUCAGACAGAAGCAGCAAAACCAACACUGACAGAAAAAGGGAAGGAAGUAAACACAGUGGGUACGCUUCACUGAUGUCAGUAAUGAAAAGACUUUUCUGUAUCUUUGAUUGCUUCCAUGUUAAGAAUCCUUACCACAUAGACAACUAUGCCAGAUUUUCUUUCCCAUUAUCAUUCAUCAUAAUUAAUGUGUUAUAUUGGGUAUAUUAUUUGUAUUUUUAAAUAUUUUAAUGUAUAAAAUUAGUUUAAAGUUUAGGAAGUGGAUAUGGGAGGGGAGGUUGCAGAAGAAAGAAGUUGCAUUUGGAUAAAGGGAUAUGAAAAGACAUGCCAUCUUUUCAAGAAUUUUGAUAAAGUUUCUUGCUAACUCACUUUUCCACUGUUAAAUGACUGUCACCCAAAACUGACUUUCCUAUUAGCAUGCAUGUCCCAUAUUAAACUACUUAUCAAAGGGCAGUAAGUCCUUUAAAAAAAAUUGAAUUGUCAACUUUGUAAAGUGAGAAUUACAUUAUACUUGUUUCUGAACUUCAUUGAAUACAUUUGAAAAUAAAAAUAAUGAAGUGUUGUUUUCCUGCUAUGCUUCUCCUUCUAGCUUUGUCAAUAAUGCAUAAAUUUUCCAGAUUAUAUGAGAAAAUGUAUAAUUGCAGAUCAAAGUGGUUUGGCUUCAGUAAGAAACAGUUUUGAAGGCAUGGGCUAUCAACAGAAGCCAAACAAUAUAUAUCUUUCUAAGGUCACAAAUAUGUAUCGAGAAUCUCUCCUACAUCUUUAGAUAGAACUGUGGUAGGUAUUGAUGACAUUUUUAAGUAAAUGCAGGACAGAAUAUAGAAAUGGACCAGGUCCAAAACAUUUAGAUCCCAAGGGAUGCUCUUCCCAAGUGAGG
Messenger RNA from Neopsephotus bourkii (Bourke's parrot), 2158 nucleotides. RefSeq names its product gamma-aminobutyric acid receptor subunit pi-like. The record is from RefSeq and is a predicted model, not a curated record. The transcript is spliced from 10 exons. The coding region runs from base 130 to 1503 and encodes 457 amino acids. Lineage: Eukaryota; Metazoa; Chordata; Aves; Psittaciformes; Psittacidae. Gene Ontology annotation, molecular function: neurotransmitter receptor activity; extracellular ligand-gated monoatomic ion channel activity; GABA-A receptor activity. Gene Ontology annotation, cellular component: membrane; GABA-A receptor complex; neuron projection. Gene Ontology annotation, biological process: monoatomic ion transmembrane transport; chemical synaptic transmission; regulation of membrane potential.